UGUGUGUGUGUGUGUGUGUAUGUGUGUGCAGGCAUGUCCCCCACAAUAAAGAAGACAGAGAUGGACAGCCCGUCUCCCCAGGAGAGUUCCCCUCGUCUAGGCAGCUUCACACAACACCACCGGCCUGUAAUCGCAGUCCACACUGGGAUAUCGCGGAGCUCCUCCGCGUUGCACUUCCCGCCCUCGUCCAUCCUCCCCCAGACCACCUCCUACUUCCCGCACACGGCCAUCCGCUACCCCCCUCACCUCAGCUCACAGGACCCCCUGAAGGACCUGAUGCCCCUGGCCUGUGACCCGUCUAGCCAGCAGCCCGGUUCCCUCAACGGCAGCGGGCAGGUCAAGGUGACCAGCUUGUCCAACUACAUCUCCUCCCAGAUGCUGGCCCCUCCCCCUCCGCCUGCCAUGCCCCGCCUCUCGCUGGCCCCGGACUCCAAAGCCAGCACCACGUCCUCUGAUGGGGGGGGAAACUCCCCCACCUCCCCCACGUACUCCGGCCCCGGGACGCCCCCGGCCAGUCGCUCCUUCGUAGGACUCGGCCCUCGAGACCCAGCUGGACUCUACCAGACUCAGUCCUGGUACCUGGGAAACUAGACUCCGGUUGGAGCAGAAGCACGCCGAUGAAACACUUUAUCCGGAACCAAGGAAAGAGACACUCGGACAAGCCUGAGGAAGCUGUAUAUAAACGUGUGUGUGUGUGUGGGUGCCGUCUGUCAGUAUGUCAACACACGCAUCGGUGUUAACAUCAGGCUGCUCCGGCAGCUGUGUCCGGAGGGGGAGGAGGACGGAACGAGAGGGGGGGGGGGGAAGGUGGAGGGAGAGAAGGGCUGAAAGAA
Molecule: messenger RNA, 833 nt
Organism: Hypomesus transpacificus
Lineage: Eukaryota; Metazoa; Chordata; Actinopteri; Osmeriformes; Osmeridae
Product: nuclear factor 1 C-type-like
Exons: 5
Coding region: 34-591 (185 amino acids)
Biological process (GO): regulation of transcription by RNA polymerase II
Cellular component (GO): nucleus
Molecular function (GO): RNA polymerase II cis-regulatory region sequence-specific DNA binding; DNA-binding transcription factor activity, RNA polymerase II-specific
Source: RefSeq, a predicted model, not a curated record